This is a messenger RNA of Hyaloscypha bicolor E, 603 nucleotides long. Its product is annotated as FeS cluster assembly scaffold IscU. Bases 1 to 603 code for a protein of 200 amino acids. Gene Ontology annotation, cellular component: mitochondrial matrix; cytoplasm. The record is from RefSeq and is a predicted model, not a curated record. NCBI's taxonomy places the organism in Eukaryota, Fungi, Ascomycota, Leotiomycetes, Helotiales, Hyaloscyphaceae. The transcript has 2 exons. Gene Ontology annotation, molecular function: 2 iron, 2 sulfur cluster binding; ferrous iron binding. Gene Ontology annotation, biological process: intracellular iron ion homeostasis; iron-sulfur cluster assembly.
AUGUUUCGAAGCGCCUCCAUAGCUGGCCGCGUUGCCGGAAGAGCGUUAUCGGCGUCGACCCGAGUUGCCACAAGACCUGUAUCCGCACGCAUCACAUCACCCCUCGCUAUUGCGAGCCGGCGGCAGUAUCAUGAGAAGGUCCUCGAUCACUAUUCCCGGCCUCGCAAUGUAGGCAGCAUGUCAAAGACGGAUACGGAUGUGGGAACUGGUCUCGUCGGUGCUCCAGCAUGUGGCGAUGUGAUGAAAUUGCAAAUUAGGGUUGAUCCAUCCAACAACACUAUCUCAGAUGUCAAGUUCAAGACCUUUGGUUGCGGCUCAGCUAUUGCCUCUUCAUCAUAUUUGACCGAACUCGUGCGCGGAAUGACGUUGGAGGAAGCUGGCCGAGUACGGAAUACGGAAAUCGCAAAGGAACUUUGCUUACCACCUGUCAAACUGCACUGCUCUAUGCUUGCGGAGGAUGCUAUCAAAUCAGCCAUCUCCAACUAUUACACCAAAAAUCCGAAUGCACGAACCACUGACUUGGGUGGAAUUGGCACAAGCAUGCCAAAGAUUGACGUUGAGACCGUGAUGGAGCCAUCAUCAUCUCAGACUGCCGCAGCUUGA